UCAUCAGCGGACUUGGGCGUUGUACUCCGCAUCUCAUUUGCGGCGGGGCCAAUUUCUCCAUUAAGGAACUCCGUUCGGGGAAAAAAUCGAAAGAAUUCGCGUCUUUCGCACCUUCGCUACUUUUUCCUUGUGCAAGCGCUCGCACGUCCUUUUGUGGUCAUCGUGAUUCCGUGCUGAUUCCUCGGCUUCGGUUGCAGAAGGGGGAGUCGGCGUUUGACUUGAUUUUUCUGGAGAGGAAGCUUGCGGUCUUUGUUCAUUCAUUUGAUCGGUUGGGUCCCUUUGUUGGAACAAAAGCAUGGGAGCACAAAUCUCCAAAACCGCUGGAAAAGAGGAAGCCGCCGUGGAACAGCCAGCAGAAGGUGCAGCCGUUGCAGCAAAGACGAACGGACAGGAAAAUGGCCACGCCAAGACCAACGGGGAUACCUCUCCUGCUACAGAGGAAGUCAACAAAGCCGAAGUGCAGGCCAAUGGAAGCACUCCUACUGAGGAGGCACCAAAAGAAGAAGGUGAAAAGGUAGAGGGUGCCGAAGCCAAUGGAGAGAAGGAGCCUGCCGCCACUAAUGGAGAAGCUUCUGCCAAACCUGAGGAAGGCGCUCCGUCUACUAGCGAGGAUGGCAAGCAGAAGAAAAAGCGUUUCUCUUUCAAGAAACCGUCCUUCAAGCUCAGCGGCUUCUCUUUCAAGAAGACCAAGAAAGAGUCCGAAGAGGCGACAGAGGACGGUGCGGCGGCGGGAGCAGCAGCAGAACCAGCCGAAGGGGAGAAGGCGACAUCUGAGGCACCUACUGAAGAGGCCAAGCCAGAUGAGGCCAGCGAGGAAGCCAAGGAAGCUGCAGCUGAGGAACCAAAGGCCGAGGAGGGGAAGGCAGAGGAAGCCGGAGGAGAGGAAAAGCCAGCUGAAGCUUCACCUACUGAGCCAGAAACAGCAGCCAGUCCAGAGGCCACGGCUGCUGCCGCCGAGUAAUCCUGCUGAACCAGACAACAGAAUGAAGGAGACAAUGUAGCCCAUCUGAAGGAAUGCGAGGACUUUGUCUAAAACCAGGGAUUUUUUUUGGUUUUUUUGGUUUUGUUGUUUUUGCUUUAGUGUUUGUUUACUACUCUGCAACCAUCUCAUCCAUAACUGCAAUGUCCCUGGCAGUGAUGGACAGGAGGUGUAAUGGAGAGUGUGCUGCUUCCUCACUGCUUAUUGGUGCUUGCAUUUGUGACAUGGGUGAGUGUGAGAGUGCAAAUGUGAGUGGGAAUUUUUACUUUUUUUCCCCCCCCCCUUAUUUUAUUUUUUUUUCUUUUUCUACAUGAAACCAUGACUGUCAACACGUUGCUGAAUUUGACACAUAUUUAAUCAGAAGUGUUUGGUGCUGGGCAAUUGGAUGUAGCAGCUAAAGCUGUGUCUGCAAGAUCUGACACAUUGUGGUAUUUAAAGGGAAAGUCCAAGUCUUAAAUGUUGUCAUUGCAGUGCACAGUUGUUUACAACUCUUGAAGCUCAACGCUCCUGUGGACACAAACCAUUCCUGAAUGAACUAGAUUUAGUCAACUGUUAAAACAGUAGGUGCUCAUCACUUUCCAUUAGAUUCCACUGUUUCCAAACUCUGUAGUAACGCACGUUGUAUAGACUUUGAUAUUACUGGUUUUAUGACUGAGAUGUACCUAAAUGACUGAAGUUUUUAACAGAUUACCCAUUGUAAAUGAAGUUUUCUUGUUUUUUCACCAUUUGUAAGAUUGAAUAAAAUUGGGAGAUGUUUUAAGCAAGUUUCGCAUCAAGCUGUGAUGACUACAAUGCCUACAAUACCUAAAAAUCUACACAAGAAAGCACAUAAAUCCGUGGUUGGGGGUACUGUCUUUAAACAGCAUUGGGGGUUUUUUUCUCUUUUUGUUUUGUAUAUGAAACUCACCUUAUUCAACAUGAAAUGUAACAAUAUCUGCAAACUGGUAUUAAGGUGUUCAGUUUAUUAUAUGUGAGUACUGCUGAAGAAUAAAGCAACAAAAUGUGGAUUGGCA
Molecule: messenger RNA, 1992 nt
Organism: Oreochromis niloticus (Nile tilapia)
Lineage: Eukaryota; Metazoa; Chordata; Actinopteri; Cichliformes; Cichlidae
Gene: marcksb
Product: myristoylated alanine-rich protein kinase C substrate b
Exons: 2
Coding region: 296-961 (221 amino acids)
Biological process (GO): central nervous system development; actin filament organization
Cellular component (GO): cytoplasm; actin filament bundle; plasma membrane
Molecular function (GO): calmodulin binding; actin filament binding
Source: RefSeq, a predicted model, not a curated record